This is a messenger RNA of Eriocheir sinensis (Chinese mitten crab), 1989 nucleotides long. Its product is annotated as dentin sialophosphoprotein-like. Lineage: Eukaryota; Metazoa; Arthropoda; Malacostraca; Decapoda; Varunidae. The coding region runs from base 489 to 1610 and encodes 373 amino acids. The record is from RefSeq and is a predicted model, not a curated record. The transcript has 3 exons.
GGUCCCUAUCUACAAAUCCGUAAGCCUGGGUUUGAAUCUGCUUGGGCAGUGGGAGUGCACCUCACUCUGUUCAUCCUCCCUUUUUGGUGAGGCUAAUAAAUGGGUACCUGGGGAAAUGUGCGAAGGUAAAUUGUGGUAACCUGGAUGUCACACUGGCUCUGUGUCCUGGGGCAAAGGGUUCUUACCCACCCCAGGCUCAAGGGCCAAUGCAAUACAGAGGAGCACCAAGGCCAUGUGCAGCUAUAUAGCUUAUGCCCCCAACUUUACAUAAUUUUCAUAAGACAGUGGCUGAGGGAGUUUAAAGGCAAAGAUUGGUGCGGUGGAGCGUGAGGUCAGUGGUGUUGGUGGUGUUGGUGUUGGCAGUGUAUCUGGAUGGGGUGAGGGCCAAGGAAGCAGCAGUGGAGCAGCAGAAACAGCAGGCUGGAGGAAACAAAGAGUUGGGUGUGCUCACGCGGGUCAGGGAGAUCACCGGCCGAAUCACCAACACAAUGAAGGGCUACAUGAGGUGGUCUGGCCAUGACAAACCUGACUCAGGACCAAAAGGCAUGUUGGAGGAAGAGUUGGAAAGCGAGAUAUUGGAAAUUUUGGACUCCAGUGUAGAUGAAGAAAGAAAGAAGUCUCACACUUAUGGCAGAGAGAGAUUAGAAGACUCUCCCAUCACUGAAGACGCUCUCUGCACUAGUCAAGACAACCUCCCCAAUGUUGUAUCACCCAAAGGAGCCAAUGAUGAUGCUCUCAGCGAUGCUUUGUCUGACGCAGUAGAGUCCUCCUCCACUGAAGACACUCUCUGCACCAGCCAGGGCAACCUCCCCAAUGAUGUUCUCAGUGAUACUUUGUCUGACGCAGAAGAAUCCCCGAGGCAGGAAGGUGUGACUGAUAGUGACAAGAGCCUCCAGUCAAGACCAAGGGAGACACUGAAUGAUCAUCCUCAUCAUGACCUCUCUGCUGACCCUGCUCUGCCAACCUGUGACAAAGAUGAGACCUCUGGUAGUUGUAGCAGCUCUUCAUCAUAUAUCAGCCUUGACCCUCUCCCUGUUGCUGCUGAACUGUCUAAUGAUGUUGAGAUGGAAAUGGACCCAUCUUCUGUACCCGUGGAUUCAAGUGAAGGCAGGGCAUUGGAGGGUGUUAGGAUAGGUGAUGCUGUGAAUGGUGGUGCUGAUGUGGUUGAAGAGGAUAAGAUACCUAACACAGACAAUGCUGAUGACUCAGAAGAGGCAUUUAACUCCAUCUCAGCUGACCAUGAAGCAAUGCUGUCUGAUUCCACCAGCGACGAAGACACGGAUAUAGAUACUGACGGCGAAGGAGAUGCUCUGGAGGGUGAAGAUAAUGAUGAGAGUGAGGAUGACGAUGCAUUUAACCAAUCAGACGUUUACUCAGACUUAUCAGACACAGACGACAGCAGUGAUGGUGAAAUGCUGUAUGGGAACGAGGCAGAACUCAGCGAUCCGGAGUAUGGAAGCAGAAGUGAGGAGGCGUAUGACUCUGACACGCACUCAGAUGAGGAAGACAUAAAGGAAGAACCACCUGCUGAUGUUGAAGGGGAAGCUGAAGAUUGGAAAGGAGAAAAAAGUGACUCAGAGGCUGCCCUUCGGAGUCAGUUUACUGCUUGAUGUGCUUGUUGUUCUGUCUUGGGUUGAUGGAAAUAAUUUGACAACUAUGUGGAUGUGUCAUAAAAAGUUUGGUUUUAGGAUUUUAUUCCCUAUUUAUAGUUUAUUUAAGCUUGUUUUGUUUAUUUAUUAGAUAACCCAUUUGUAGUUCCACUUUAUGAAGGAUCUAAGUAUUUUGUGUCAAGGGUAUUUAUUGUUCCCUUACCAUUACAAAGUGUAAAUUUUUGCAUUGUAUAUAAAAAUUACUUGUGUACAUGGGAGGUAAUGUUAUAUUUUUCUCUCAAAUUUUCUUUCAUGGAACUUUCAGUUUUACAAGCACACAUUCCAUUACUUAUGCUUCUGACAGGGUGACUAGCCAUCAAAAUAAAGAAACUGAAAUAAA